This is a messenger RNA of Gaeumannomyces tritici R3-111a-1, 2016 nucleotides long. RefSeq lists its product as hypothetical. NCBI's taxonomy places the organism in Eukaryota, Fungi, Ascomycota, Sordariomycetes, Magnaporthales, Magnaporthaceae. The coding region runs from base 99 to 1619 and encodes 506 amino acids. The record is from RefSeq and is a predicted model, not a curated record. The transcript has a single exon.
CAACGCAGUUGGCCCGUGCUAGAAACAGAUCAAAGCAAAUGGCAAAACAUAUGGCCCAUUAGGGCACUUCCAAUCGCAUCGUCUCCUCAACCCGACCUAUGCCCAACGACCCGACCAUGUUGGAAUAUUCUCCAGAUUGCUACUGCUGCCGUAUCGACACAUGGCUAAGCGAUUGCGCAGCGGCAGAGAGCGAAUGCGCAGACGAUGCCGCUCUCGACCAUGAGCAAAAAAGCCGCGCCAUCAUGCCAGUGACACCGCCGCUCUCAUCCACCAGGCGCUCGAUAUCGCCUUCUAAGAGACGACGUAUCGAAGUAGACGACAACGCCGACGAAGACCACACACUGCCACCCGAUAGCGACCCGACACCUCGCCCCGGCCGGUCUAUGUCCGAGCAGCGCCCCUUCGUUAUCUUGCCGCCACCACCAGACCAGCGCUCCAUCCCCGGCAGCCACAGCCAUGACCAAAGCCGCGGCGCGAGAACGAAAUCGACCGGCUCGGGGUUCUCUCCCCACAAACAACGCUCGACGAGCCCCGUGAAAAAGCCACAAGAUAUGCGAGCCCUGUCCAAGCCUAUCGAAAUGAGAGCAUUGUCGAAUCCCAAACACCAACUUUCCCCCGAUAUGGCCAAUUUGUAUCGCCGCAUACAAGACAUUGUCGAGUUUCAGAAUGCGUUCGUUCCCGCCGAGGCUCAAGAGGCCAUAACUGGGGCCCUGCAAGAAACCGGAGAUUGGGCAACGUCAUGGCCAGGAAAUUGGUUUUUUUCCAGCCCAGAAGGGACGACAGAUUCGGGUUCCCAAGAUAGGAGGGCAGCGGCCGAGGCAGAGUUGGCGGCGCUGUUAAAAUUGAAAGCCACGGCGGACGAGUGCCUGGACGAAAGCGUUUCCGAAGCAGCGUGGAAUAUGGAUGUCCACUCCCCCAUACUUCAGCUGGCGACAGCUGGGUCCGGGGUACGGCGCCUCGUCAUUACCACAGCCCGUAUCGCCCCCGCAUGGCUCGCCACCGUCGGCCCGGCCUCGUCAGUGCCUGGGACAGCAUCUACGCCCUCCAUCUCAUCCUCUACCGCGUCUUCGGUGGGUCGACCGCAUCUCGCCACCGAAGGCGCAGGCGCAAAUGCGGCCGUUGCAGCUGGCAAGAUGGUGGACUUCGCUUUGGUGCUAUCCGAAUCCGAGGGGACGCCGCUGGGGUCUGCCAUACUGAACGCUGUCAGGGCGGCGGCGCCGGACGAGCGGUCGGUCAACCAAAGCACGUACAUGCCUCUAACUCUGCGACCUCUAGGUGUCAGCAUCGAAACCAAGGCUUCGACGAAUCUUGCUGAGGGCCGCGUCCAGCUGGGGCUAUGGGCAGCCGCCUGGUUCGCUCGGAUGCAGGCGUUGAUAUCCGUAAUGCCGGCGGCGAAAGGCAUACCUACCGCCAUGCCCGUCAUCCUAGUGUUUGAGCACCGCUGGGCGUUGUCGUUUGUUUGUGACCGUGGAGUAAAGUUCGAGUUUAUUGGCGAGGUAUUGAUUGGGGAUACGCGCUCGUUGGUGGGCCUGUACAAGUUGUUGGCAGUGCUACGGGUGCUGGUCCAGUGGAUGGAUACCGACUUGAGGGCCUUUUUUGAGGAUCUGUUUGAUGUGUAAUGAGCAGGCGAGCUCCGUUUGCCGCUCACAGCUGGGCCAAGUCCCAAAAGAACUCGGCCUGGUCAGACGUCUGGACUGCGAGUCCAAGCUGCAGGUCAGACUUCUUCGGUGUGUGUGCCGAGCAAGCCCCUCGAUCUCUUCGGCUAUCAUGCGCUCCAUCUCGGGCGCAAAUGGGCAUGAAAGAAUGCGAUGGCGACAUUUUGGUCUCCCGCAAGAUAGCAAGCCUCCCGAUUCGACCCGUUUGGUGGGUGCGGCGGACAGCUGGGCCCUCUGGCCAUUGCCGAACGGACAGGCCUCUAGCCAGCACGGCCGAACGUUCUGGUUGGGCGGUUACACCCAGGGACAUUGAUAAUGCAUGACAUUGAAUGACACCGAGCUGUGUGAUGUUCUUUAUGAG